This is a messenger RNA of [Torrubiella] hemipterigena, 1560 nucleotides long. NCBI's taxonomy places the organism in Eukaryota, Fungi, Ascomycota, Sordariomycetes, Hypocreales, Clavicipitaceae. The record is from the annotation of a GenBank genome assembly.
AUGCUGUUAGUCACGGAGCUUCUGAACCCAUCUGGUGUCCUACGACUGGUGGCCUAUGGAUUUAGUGCUCUGGUAGCAUUGGUUGUCCUCAAUAUCUGCCGCCAAGUUCUGCUUCCUCGCAGGGAAUCCGAGCCGCCUACUGUCUUCCAUUGGAUCCCGUACAUUGGCAAUGCUGUCUCGUAUGGUAUGGACCCUGUUGCAUUCUUCGUCAAGUAUCGUGCCAAGUAUGGCGACGUCUUCACUUUUACACUCUUUGGCAGAAGCAUCACUUGUUGCUUGGGCAUUCAGGGCAAUGAAUUUGUUCUUAACGGCAAGCUCCAAGACGUCAAUGCGGAAGAAAUCUAUGGUCCACUCACGAUCCCCGUCUUUGGUAGCGACGUCGUCUAUGAUUGCCCCAACUCAAAGCUCAUGGAACAGAAGAAGUUUGUCAAAUUUGGAUUGACUCAAAAGGCUCUUGAGGCACAUGUUCCAUUGAUUGAAAAGGAAGUACAAGAUUAUAUCAAAGCGACUCCUGCCUGGAAGGGCUCGUCCGGCGUUGUCGACAUCUCUGCCGCCAUGUCUGAGAUUACCUUGUUCACGGCGGCGAGAUCGUUACAAGGCAUGGAAGUCCGGCACAAACUGACGGCCGAUUUUGCUAAACUUUAUCAUGAUUUGGACAUGGGCUUUUCUCCGAUCAACUUCCUCUUCCCUGGAUUACCCUUACCUCGAAAUCGCCGCCGAGACGCCGCCCACGUCAAGAUGCGUGAAGUAUACAUGGAGAUUAUCAAUCAGCGCCGUGAACACCCUGACGAUGCCGAAUCCGAGCAGGACAUGAUCUGGAACCUCAUGAACUCGGUGUACAAGGAUGGAACACCUGUCCCAGAUAAAGAGAUUGCGCACAUGAUGAUUACUCUCCUGAUGGGUGGUCAACAUUCAUCCUCAUCUGCUAGCUCAUGGAUCAUGCUCCGUCUAGCGGCACACCCAGACAUUGCCGAGGAGUUAUUCCAAGAGCAAGUACAAAAUCUCGGACAAGGUAGCACAGACCUCCCGCCUUUGCAGUACUCCGACCUCGAUAAACUUCCCCUAUUGCACAACGUCGUCAAGGAGACACUCCGCUUACACGGCUCAAUCCACUCGAUCCUGCGCAAAGUCAAGAACGUGCUUCCUGUGACCGGUACUCCUUAUGUCGUUGGCACGGACAAGGUUCUGUUAUCGUCGCCAAUGGUGACAGCCAUGAGUGAUGAGUUCUUCAUCGAUGCUAAAAGCUGGAACCCACACCGCUGGGACGAGGCAAGGAAUGGAGACGAUGAGAAAGGUGAAGUCGUCGACUAUGGCUAUGGCGCCGUCAUGACGGGGACAAAGAGCCCUUACCUUCCCUUUGGUGCUGGCCGCCACCGCUGCAUUGGUGAAAAGUUUGCAUAUUUAAACCUCGGUGUCAUUGUAGCCGUCAUUAUUCGCAACUAUAAGCUUUCGACACUGGACGGACGCGUCGGCAUUGUUCCUCCGACUGACAAUACCUCCAUGUUCGCGCGCCCUCAGCAACCUGCAAUGAUCCGCUGGAGCCGACGGGAAUAUGACUGA